AAUUUAGCGGGAAAUGUAGCCUGACAUAUUACCUGAGAAACUGUCGCCGUCUGGUGGUACAGAACUGAAAGCGCACAAAUAAAAAAGGCGCGCUAAAAUAAAAUGGACGACAGGAGUAUUGUUAUGAACACUAAAUUAUGCUGUAUCACAUGUGCAUGUUGUAAUGGAUGCACGCAAUUUCUGUUCACAUGACUACUGAUAUUUUCCUGAGUAGGAAAGCUAGUUAGGACUAUUUGAAAAUGUUGUUCACAAGAAAGACAUUUGAUUGCAGCAAUUCCCAUGUUUUAUGUUAGUGUGACUCAUGUAGUCAAUUUGGACAGCUAUACAUUCUUCUUAUUGUCUGUUUAGUUUUUGAGGGAGAAAUUAUAUUACAAUUGACAUUUCAGUUGUUGUUUUUCAUCUUUGGGUUAUUUCAGAUAUAAGUACAAUGUAUAGAAUAUACAACAUGCACUUCUCAGGUGACAGACCUGGCCUGAAGAUGCAGGCUGCAUUUGUCAGAGAUGCUUGGAUCGUGCUCAACAACAAACCAAUGGUUUAUCCCUGCGGUUCGUGGUGAUAUUCCCCCUGGAUGUGCUGCAUACGGUUUUGUUUGUGAUGGCACCCGGCUUCUGGUUUUUGGUGGAAUGGUGGAAUAUGGAAAAUACAGCAACGAUCUCUAUGAGCUACAGGCCAGCAGAUGGGAAUGGAAAAAGUUGAAAGCUAAGUCUCCCAAAAAUGGCCCACCUCCCUGUGCUCGACUUGGUCACAGUUUCUCUCUGGUGGGCAACAAGUGCUUCCUGUUUGGAGGGCUGGCUAAUGACAGCGAGGACCCCAAAAACAACAUCCCUAGAUACCUGAAUGAUCUGUACACCCUGGAGCUUCGUGCUGGCUCCAGUGUUGUAGGCUGGGAUAUACCAAUUACUUAUGGCGUUUUGCCGCCACCUCGCGAGAGCCACACUGCUGUAGUGUACACAGAAAAGGAGAGCAAGAAAUCUCACCUUAUCAUCUAUGGAGGGAUGAGUGGCUGUCGUCUGGGAGAUCUAUGGACUCUUGACAUUGACAACCUGACCUGGACCAAGCCAUCGGUGAAUGGCACAUCGCCUCUGCCCAGGAGUCUCCACUCUGCCAUCACCAUCACAAACAAGAUGUUUGUUUUUGGGGGAUGGGUUCCCCUGGUUAUGGAUGACGUGAAGGUGGCAACACAUGAGAAAGAAUGGAAGUGCACAAACACUCUGGCCUGCCUAAAUCUUGACUCCAUGGCCUGGGAAUCAGUGUUGAUGGAUACCUUGGAGGACAAUAUCCCCAGGGCCCGGGCAGGACAUUGUUCUGUGUCCAUCAACUCUAGGUUGUAUGUCUGGAGUGGCCGUGACGGUUACCGUAAAGCAUGGAACAACCAAGUCUGCUGUAAAGACCUCUGGUACCUUGAGACAGAGAGGCCACACGCUCCCUCGAGAGUGCAGCUUGUCCGUGCCAACACCAACUCCCUGGAGGUGAGCUGGGGCGCUGUGUCCACCGCAGACACCUACCUGCUGCAGCUGCAGAAGUACGAUAUCCCAGCUGCCGCUGCUGCCACCUCCCCGGCCCUCACCGCCACCUCUUCUUUACCGGGGAACUUGCCCAAAAGCCCAGCGGCUCCCUCUGCUCAGAACCUACCACACACAGCCAUCUUGAAGGUUGCAGCCCCUCAGUCUGGCACAGGUACCUCCCUUGUCACUGUGCGAGCCAACCAGGCUGUGAAAUCCCCUGUCACUGUGACAUCACUUCCUCCAGGGGUUCGGAUGAUGGUUCCUGCCCAGACUGCCCAAGGAACGCCAAUCGGCAAUAGCCCUCAGAUGAGUGGCAUGGCAGCUUUGGCUGCAGCUGCAGCAGCAACACAAAAGAUCCCGCCCUCUUCAGGCACUGGGCUCAACCUUCCAGCAGGUGCCACCCUUGUCAAAACGAUGGCUGGCUCCACCACAGUCAAAAUGUCAUCUCCUCUCAUGGUCAGUAACCCAGCCACUCGCAUGCUGAAGACUGCUGCAGCUCAGGUGGGCACAGCGACUGUAUCAUCACCCAACUCGCCCAACCGACCCAUCAUCACUGUGCACAAGUCAGGCACGGUCACCGUAGCCCAACAACACCAGGUGGUUACCACCAUGGUGGGAGGAGUCACCAAGACAAUCACCCUGGUCAAGAGCCCCCUUACUAUGGGAGGCAGCGGCACUCUGCAGAUCUCCAGCCUUGGCAAGAUGAUAUCUGUGGUACAAACCAAGCCAGUGCAGACAUCAGCUGUUACAGGCCAGGUUUCCACUAACCCUCUAUCACAGCUCAUACAGACUAAGGGUUCUCUCCCUGCUGGCACCAUACUGAAGCUGGUGACUUCAGCAGAUGGCAAGCCCACCACCAUCAUCACCACGUCCCAGGCAGGGGGCACAGGGAACAAACCCACCAUCCUGAACAUCAGCGGCAUGUCGCCCACCACAACCAAACAGGGCACCACCAUCAUCAAGACCAUCCCUAUGUCUGCUAUUAUGAACCAGCCUGGAGCCACAGUGACCAGCAGCACAGGGAAGAUGCCCUAUACCAUUCUCACCACCAAGAUGAUGACCACUGGCACUCCAGGCAAAAUCAUCACUACCAUGCCUAAGCUUGGCACUGUAACUGGCCAACAGGGGCUGACACAGGUGGUUUUGAAGGGCGCUCCGGGCCAACCUGGCACCAUUCUGCGCACUGUACCCAUGGGAGGAGUCCGACUCGUCACCCCGGUUACAAUGACUUCUGUCAAGCCCAAUGUAACUACACUGGUUGUCAAGGGAACAACUGGUGUCACCACCCUGGGGACAGUCACAGGCACAGUCUCCUCCAGCCUGGCAGGGGGCAGUUUAGCCAGUGCCAAUGCCUCUCUGGCAACUCCCAUCACCACCCUGGGCACCAUUGCCACCCUGCCCAGCCAAGUCAUCAACCCUACGGCCAUCACUGUGUCAGCGGCCCAGGCCUGUCUGACCACAGUCACUACCCUGUCCACCUCCACCAUGUCGGUGAACCAGCCAACCCAGGUGACUCUCAUCACCACCCCCAGCGGGGUUGAGGCCCAGCCAGUGCAGGACCUGCCCGUGUCCUUCCUGGCCUCCCCCACCUCUGAGCAGCCCUCCACUGAGGCCGGGGAUGCCCCUGGUACUGUUACUAUGGUCUGCUCCAACCCACCCUGUGAGACCCACGAGACAGGAACCACCAACACAGCCACCACUGCGUCUGCUAACAUGUCGGUGUGCUCCAACCCUCCCUGUGAGACCCACGAGACUGGAACCACCAACACCGCAACAACCUCUUCCACCAACAUGGGAGGGGCAAUGAGGGCAACCACCUCUGCUUACCCCGGAACCGCCAGAGGCAACCAGGGACCAGAGAACCUGCGCACCGGAACCACCGUCACCCCCGCCACAGCACGCUCUAACAUGGGCUCAGCCCAGACCGGCACUGUGCAGAGUCCCAAGCAGCCAGCCGUGGGCCUUACAGUUUGCUCUAACCCACCCUGCGAGACACAUGAAACGGGCACAACCAACACUGCCACUCAGUCCUCGUCCGGCAUGGGUAACGGGAAGACUAACACUGUGCAGAAAGUGUGCUCAAACCCACCCUGCGAGACCCACGAAACGGGGACCACCAACACCCCAUCCCAGGCCAGUUCCAACAUGGCUGGGAACCAGACAGGAACAGUGACGGUGCAGGGGGUGUGUUCAGACCCCCCCUGUGAAACCCACGAGACUGGCACCACCAACACGGCAACUACUGCCACAGCAGAUGGAGCAGACGGUGGCACCAGCAGUACAGAGACUCCCUCCACUACUGCAUCUGGAACAACCCCAGCCACCAUCCAGAGCAGAGCGAUCACUACUGUGACCCAGUCCACACCAGCCCCAGGGCCCUCAGUACCUUCCAUUUCUUCGAUCACUGAGGGUGCAGCAGUUUCCACAGAAGAGCCCAUGCAGACUGAUGCGGCCACAGAGGGGGGAGACACCUCUAUGGAGACUGGGCUGCCCCCAGAGCUGAUGUCAGAGGGACAGAUAGGAACAGGUCUGUCUGCAGAGGAGCUGGCUGUGACUGCAGCAGCGGAGGCAGCAGCGGAGGCAGCAGCGGAGGCAGCAGCACAGGCAGCAGCACAGGCAGCAGCACAGGCAGCAGCCACUGAGGAGGCCCAGGCCCGGGCCAUCCAGGCAGUUCUCCAGGCAGCACAGCAGGCCACCAUGAACGAGGGUGAUUCUGGCUCGGACAGACAGCAGACCACCACAAUCCCCAUCGUUCUGACCCAGCAAGAGCUGGCAGCCCUGGUCCAGCAGCAGCAGCAGCUCCAGGAAGCUCAGGCUCAGGCCCAGCAGCAAGGAAACACCCAAGCCCUGCCCACUGAGGGCCUGGCCCCCGCAGACAGCCUGAAUGACCCCACGUCUGAGAGCAAUGGACACAAUGAGAUGGCUGUAGCCGCUUCCAGCGAUGUGGCAUCACUGCUGCCGCGCACCUCCACGGAGACCCUGGCCCCCUCAAGCACAUUUGCGGUUUCCAGUCCAGCCAACCUGCAACCUGCAGCUUCUCUAGCAGAGGUGGCCAAUGGCAUCGAGGGCGGGAAGCUAUACACUCAACCAGCCCCUAUCAAGACACUUGUAAAAAAAGAGAACCGGUGGUUCGAUGUUGGAAUCGUUAAGGUGACAAACAUGGUGGUCACACACUUCUUCAUCCCAGGGGAUGAUUCUCAAGUAGAGGAUGACUCGGGCGCCAUUCCAGACUAUAACCAGAUGAAGAAAAUGGAGCUGCAGCCUGGCACAGCUUACAAGUUCCGUGUUGCUGGCAUCAAUGCUUGUGGUCGUGGUUCCUUCUCAGAGAUCUCUGCUUUCAAGACCUGUCUACCAGGCUUCCCCGGAGCACCUUGUGCCAUCAAAAUCAGCAAGAGCCCGGAUGGUGCCCACCUCACCUGGGAGCCUCCUUCGGUGACAUCAGGGAAGAUCAUUGAGUAUUCUGUGUACCUGGCUAUCCAAAGCACCCAGACAGCUGAGCCCAAGACCUCCACCCCAGGCCAGCUGGCCUUCAUGCGGGUGUACUGUGGGCCCAACCCCUCCUGCCUGGUGCAGUCCACCAGCCUUUCGAACGCCCACAUAGACUACACCACCAAGCCCGCCAUCAUCUUUCGUAUUGCCGCGCGCAACGAGAAGGGCUAUGGCCCUGCCACACAAGUCCGAUGGCUGCAAGAGUCCAGCAAAGAUGGUGCCUCGGCAAAACCUGCCCCAAAAAGACCAGCAGUGUCCUCACCUGAUGUUAAGGCUGCUGGUCAAAAGAAAGCAAGAACGGACCAGUGAACCAGUGACCCCCCUACUCGCUGUCCAGGAAGACUUCAUCCUCAUCCUGGCUUCACCCCAUCUGUGAGUUGACCCACAACCAGCCAGCAACAUAAGCAAAAUGGCAGCAGAAACCCUAGAUGAAAAUCAACAAGAGAGAGUUCUGUAGGCAAGACUGUUUUUUUUUUUUCUAGAGCAACACAAAUUAAAAAAGCACAUUGUAGCUUUUACUUCAUUAGUCUUUUUUGUUUAUUUUCUUUGCUUUUCCCCUAGCUACUUUUAUUAUACAUAUUUUUGGCUAGUUUCCGUAGUUGUAGAGAAACAUUUACAGCAUCACAAGCUGUGAGCCGGCCUGAGCUUAAUGUUACUUUUGUUUUUGAAUAUUUGGGGGUAGUAGAGAGAGAGACUACAUGAGAUGAUGUACAGUUUGAGCAUGUGCUGAACAGGAGGCAGUGUUGGUUUAGAUGGGAGGAACAAUCAAAACGGAAAAACAAAGCACUUUUCCUCAAAAGGGACAUUUUUUUUCCCCCUCAAGCAGAAAUGUUCAUCAAUUAAGAAACCAAUAUAUACAAACAUCAUACUGGACUCCAGUCUCCUGGUAAUCUCAUCACUGUGCUUUUGCCCCGAGAUAAGGACCGAUGGCUCUGAAGUGGAGAAAGGAUUUAAUGACAAAGGAAGAAAUGUGUAGAGGAACAGAGACUUUGCUAUGACUGAGACUUGCAGCAUACACACAACAAAUAUUGCAAAAUCUUCCCCAAAAAUUUGCAAGCAAUGAUGCAGAUCUUUGCAUAGUUUAUUUUUCUAUUUUUUUAAGCUUUUCCCUGUGUCUAUCACCAUGCAUUUUAAAACGUCAACUACUUUUAUUUUUUUAGUUUAUUAAAUCAAAUAAAAUCAAAUUUUAUUUGUCACAUACACAUGGUUAGCAGAUGUUAAUGCGAGUGUAGCGAAAUGCUUGUGCUUAUUAUUGUUCAUCCCCAUAGUUUAAGUGUUUGUGGGAAAGGGGUGGCAGUGCUGAGGUAGACACUAUAUUUUAAAAUAUUGGUUUUGAUCAGUUGUAUGUUCUUGUUGUGUUGGAGUGUAUGGAAAAAUAAAGGCUUUUGUAUUUGUGCUGACUAGGACCGCAAAUGUAAUAGGACUGAAGGGAAUUUGAAACAGACCCGUGGAGAGGAGUACAUUUAGUUUACUACAUCUUCCAAUGCUUGUGUUGCUGUGUGUAUGCCAAACAUGGACAAUUUAAUGAAGAAAAAUCUUUUCAGUCCCACAUUCUUUCCUUCCCACCCCAAUACACCACCUUUCCAAUCAGUAAUCUGUAUACACUCUGCUUUUGGGGUCAUUAAUUUGAGUACCCUACAUUUAUUUUAGACCAAGAAAGAAUAUAUUUGGAGACUUUUGUUCCUUAUACUGUUGAGGAAGAUGUAUGUGAAACCACCAAAUAAAACAUGUAUUACAUUUUUUUAGGCUCUGUAUUUUACCAAUUACGGAAGGGAGAUGUGCAGGUUAUUUCUGAGAAGUUUACCUGUAUAUCUUUAAAUUGGGAUGUCUUGGUGGGAAGGAAGAUGAAUAGCCAGAGUUUAAACUCACUUGUAAAUUAGUUUUUCCAUAGCAAGAAUAAAAUAUAUUGGCCUUUUAUACAAUUACCUGUACCAAAAAGUUUUUACAUGUUGGUCAUCUCUCGAUUGCCUUUUGUGUCAUGACUUAUAUAUAUUAAAGAAACAUAGUGUGUG
Oncorhynchus tshawytscha (Chinook salmon) is the source of this 7006-nucleotide messenger RNA. Its product is annotated as host cell factor 1. The record is from RefSeq and is a predicted model, not a curated record. Bases 501 to 5303 code for a protein of 1600 amino acids. Gene Ontology annotation, molecular function: protein binding; transcription coactivator activity. Gene Ontology annotation, biological process: regulation of DNA-templated transcription; chromatin remodeling. The transcript is spliced from 27 exons. Gene Ontology annotation, cellular component: histone methyltransferase complex. Lineage: Eukaryota; Metazoa; Chordata; Actinopteri; Salmoniformes; Salmonidae.